AUGGCUGAGAAGAUAACCGAAUUCCUCUUGGACACAGCCCUCACCCUGGGCGAGGGCAUCAUAAAGGUGGCCGCUCCCGAGAUCAUCAAGGCCAUCGAUGCAACAAACGAUUCGAUAUCGAGCCAAACCCUUGAUUUGGCCAAGGCCCUUGAUCUCAGCGGGGCCUUUAUCCCGGGCAAUCCUCUCGCGUUCGGCCCCGCCCUCAAGCUGGCAAAGUCCCUCACAUCGGUCAUCGCGGGAGAUGACCAAAAGGAGGUCAUUGACGCGAUAGAGUGGAUGGAGAAACAGGCAGCACCUUUCAUGAAUCAGGCCGACGAUGUCCUACAGCAGAUGGACGUCAUCAUAAAGACUAGCGAGCAGCUCGAGCGUGAGACCCACGAUAAAGUCCACGAGGCCGCUAUCUCAGCCUACCAGGCUCUCGACGAUGCCGUAGCAGGUCUCCUGGCCAUCCAACGGGGCACAGCUCGUCUUCAACGCGUCGACCCUGGCAUCAUCAGCAAACUGGACUUGGCCGCGGAGCGCUUCGGCUACCUGCACAAGGUCGGCGACACCAACGCGUGGAAACUUGGCAAGGAUGCCUCUGCGCUCAUGUCUUUCGGUGACAGCACCAAAACCUUCGCCGAAACGCUUCAGCAGGAGAGGAACAAGCUACAGCGGCAACUCAAGGAACACAAUGACACCAGGGGGCGUCACAAGGAGCAGCUGAAUGCCCUCAGAGAAUCUGAGGAGUCCUUGAGGGUGAGAAGGAGGAAGGCGGUCGCUGAAUUGGAGGACGGCUGGAACCAACUCGCCUAUAUCUUCGAUUCGUCUCCUAAAAAGAGAUACGAGAGGAUGAUAUCGGAAGCCGAUCAAGGCUUGGAGAAAAACGCGUCCUCCCAGAGAGAGGUUAACAGCAAGAUCCAGGGGCUGCACCUGCUCGACACGCUGAUCGGGUGGGCUAUGAGAGCGCUGGAUGUCCUCACCGCAUCGGUCGCCCGCAUCGCCCAAGACUUCCAGGCUAAGUUUCGCCGCAUCCUAAUGGCCCAGCAGAUUUCGGACCGCCUGUUUGCGGGCCUGCUCGGCAUUUCCAACGCGAUUCACGAUACCAACUUCCGCACUUCGCGGGACAACUCACUGCACGUGGUGGUGAAUGUUUUACGUCGCUACCACGAGCUCCGGGCCGACCAUGGCGCUCUGGAUAUCCCGGGCAUAGCUGAGCGGCGAAUCCAGCGGGCCAUCUGCGUGAAGCUUGGGGAGGGCGGUGUGAGGAAACUGAUGGAACCGCCCGCACCCGUUGACGUGAACGAUCCCAUAAAUGACAUGUAG
Molecule: messenger RNA, 1305 nt
Organism: Scedosporium apiospermum
Lineage: Eukaryota; Fungi; Ascomycota; Sordariomycetes; Microascales; Microascaceae
Exons: 2
Coding region: 1-1305 (434 amino acids)
Source: RefSeq, a predicted model, not a curated record